GCGGCUGAACUAUCCCUCCACAGAGAAGGUCUGCAUGGACUUGAGUAACGUGAAGAGCUCCAUGCUGCUCACUAUCACCCUGGAGACCAAGAUCAAGACCUACAAGCUGCUGGAUAGGUUUGUCUGGGAGAGGAGACAGCUCAAAUGCUUCAGCUUCCCAGUCCCACCUCCUUCAGGGGGCACUGAGGAAGUCACUACCAUUCAGCUGUCUGUACGUGGGGGCAAGAGCAAGAUAACUGAGAAGAAACAAGUCCUGAUUCAGAGGGCCAACAACAGCACUUUUGUGCAGACUGACAAGCCUCUCUAUAUGCCAGGACAGCUGGUGAGGUUUCGAAUUGUCACUUUGAACAACAAUUUCAUCCCACUGAAUGACAAGUACCCGCUGGUGGAGCUGAAGGAUCCUGAGAAUAACCGGAUUGGCCAGUGGCUUAAUGUGAAACCAGCACGAGGCAUCGUGCAGUUGUCCUUCCAGCUGGCAGCCGAACCGCCCCUGGGAACGUACACCAUCAAUGUGGACAAUGGGAAGGCCUACAGCAUCUUCAGUGUGGAGGAGUACGUGCUGCCCAAAUUCAAAGUGGUUGUGACUGAGCCCACUCAGAUCUUCACAUCGGAUACAUCUUUUCCAUUGAAAGUUUGUGGCAAGUACACAUACGGAAAGCCUGUCCAGGGUAAAGUCCAAGUCUCUUUGUGUCAGACAGCAUAUACCUGGUACAUAGACAGGACGGAGUCAGAGCCCACGGACAUCUGCCAAAAUGUCACAGGACAGACUGAUAAGACCGGUUGUUUCUCAGUCUCUGUGGACUUGGCAUUCUUCAGCCUUGGUAGCCCUGGGUACAGCCACAGUAUAAACGUGGUAGCCACUUUGGUGGAAGCUGGAACAGGCGUGGAGGCAAAUGCUACCCAUGUUGCGUUUAUGUCUGAGCAAGCUGGGUCAAUGAGCUUUGAGGAUUCAGACAAUUAUUACCACCCGGGGUACCCCUACAGCGGGAAGAUCAAAGCCCUGGAUCGAGAAGGCUCCAUACUGAAGAAGCAGCCUGUUUUCUUGGUUAUUAAUGCUGGGAACACCCAGUCCUACCACAAUCUCACCACCGAUAGCACUGGGGUGGCUACUUUCACUUUGGACACAGCUGUAUGGAAUAGAAGUGAGGUCUCUCUGGAGGGAAGGUUCAGGCUUCCAGAUUUGGUGGAUGAGCCUACAAGGAUCCGUCAGUACUACCUGAAUGCUUUCCUCCACCUGAAGCCAUACUACAGCACCACCAAGAGCUACCUCAAAAUCCAGCGGCUGCAGGGAGUGCUGCCCUGUGGCCAGAAGCAGGUGGUCCAGGUGGAUUACAGAAUUGACCGAAUGGACCUGGGAGACAAAGCUAGAGAAAUCCUCUUCUCCUUCUAUGUGGUGGGGAAGCAGAAGCUCAUUGAGGAUGGUCAGAAACGUGUCGAUAUCAAGAAGAAUGGUGAGCUAAUGGGCUCUUUCUCCAUCCCUCUCACCUUCACCUUCCACUUUGCUCCUGAUCCCUCCUUGGUGGUUUAUGCCAUGUUCCCUGAUGGGGGAGUCGUUGCCGACAAAGUCCAGUUCACAGUCUCCAUGUGCUUCAAGAACCAGGUCAACCUGGAGUUCUCGCAGCAGCAGGAUCUGCCAGGGGCAACUGUGAAUCUCCAGCUGAGGGCAGCUCCCAACUCGCUGUGUGCCAUCCGAGCUGUGGACCAGAGCAUCCUGCUCCUGAGGCCAGAGAGGGAGCUCUCCAAUAGCAGUGUGUAUGGUAUGCUCGAUUUCUCAAAUGGAGGUUACCCCUAUCAAGUUGAUGAGUAUGAUGACUGCUAUAUAUCAAGGCCAUUUCCAAUGCCUGUCAUCGACCCUCUGCCAGUGGACCGCAGCAGACGUUCCAUCAUACUGAGACCUUGGUUUGACCAAGGGGCUGACUUCUUUAGCUUCCUAAAGGAGAUGGGACUGAAAAUUUUAUCAAAUGGCAAAAUAAAGAGACCCCAGGAUUGUCGUCUCUAUCCCAUCUGGUACUACAAGGAAAAUAUUCUAAUGAAGGCACCUAUGCCAUCUAUUAUGGAAGAUUCAGGACGUGUCCCUGCAGUGGAAUCUCAGCCUUCAUCAGUGGUGAAAUCGAGUGAGUCCCAAGUCCGUGAGUUUUUCCCUGAGACAUGGAUCUGGGAGCUGUAUCCCAUUGAAAGUUCAGGUAAAAAGCAGGUCCCAGUCACUCUCCCUGACGCCAUCACGGAAUGGAAAGCCAGCAUGUUCUGUACCUCAGAGAGCGACGGCUUCGGGAUCUCCCCUACGGUGGGGCUGAUGGCCUUCAAACCUUUCUUCGUGGACCUGACUUUACCCUACUCUGUGAUCCGUGGGGAAUCGUUUACUCUGACUGCCACUGUCUUCAACUACCUGAAACAGUGCAUAAGGAUCCAGAUUACACUGGCCAAGUCAGAGAAGUACCAGGUGAAAUCCUGUAAGGGCUGUGAAUACACAAGCUGUCUGUGUGCUGAUGAAGCCAGGACCUAUUACUGGAACGUGACAGCCACCAAACUGGGUGAGGUGAACAUCACCAUCACCACAGUGGCACUGCCCAGCAGCGAGCUCUGUGGUGGUAGGAAUGUGACAGUGCUAAAUAAGGGCCGCAGUGACACCUUGAUCAAGCCUCUCCUUGUCCGGCCAGAGGGCGUCCUGAUGGAGAAGUCUCACAGUUCCCUGCUCUGCCCAGAAGGGAAUUCUGCCUCAGACUCGGUCUCCCUGCAGCUCCCUGAGGAUGUGGUGCUGGAUUCAGCCAGGGCCCAAGUGUCUGUGCUGGGUGACAUUAUGGGGACGGCACUGCAGAACCUGGACCGGCUGGUGCAGAUGCCCAGUGGCUGUGGGGAGCAGAACAUGGUGCUGUUUGCCCCCAUCAUCUACGUGCUGCAGUAUCUGGAGAAGACGGGGCAGCUGAGUGAGGAGUUGAAGACAAGAGCUGUGGGUUUCCUACAGACAGGGUACCAGAGGCAACUUCAAUACAAACAUAGAGAUGGUUCCUACAGUGCCUUUGGAGAGAGUGAUGGAGAAGGCAACACAUGGCUGACAGCAUUUGUGACCAAAUGCUUCAUACAAGCCAAGCAGCACAUCUUUAUAGAUGACAAGAACAUUGAGGAUGCUCUGAAGUGGAUAGCAGAGAACCAGCAGGCCAAUGGCUGCUAUGCCAAUGUGGGGAAACUCUUCCACACAGCAAUGAAGGGUGGAAUAAAUGAUGACAUCUCUCUGGCUGCUUACAUCACUGCCGCACUGCUGGAGGCAGGAAAGCCACUCACUGACCCAAUGGUUAAGAACAGUUUGCAGUGCCUCAGAAAUGCUUCCUCCAACGCCACUGAUAUCUACACCCAAGCACUGCUGGCGUAUGUCUACUCGCUGGCUGGAGACACUGUGACAAGGCAAUUACUGCUCACCAAGCUGGACCGGCAGGCCAUCAAGUCAGGAGGGCAGAUACACUGGAGCAGGAAACCAGCCCAGCCUCCUACUGAGUACAGCUGGUCCCAGCCCAAGUCGAUGGAUGUGGAGUUGACAGCCUAUGCGGCGUUGGCUCUGCUCACUACAGAAAAAGUGUCCAAGGAAGAGAUUGCUUCUGCCACUGGCAUUGUGGCAUGGCUGGCCAGGCAGCAGAAUGCCUAUGGGGGCUUUGCCUCUACCCAGGACACUGUAGUUGCCCUCCAAGCUCUUGCUAGAUAUGGAGCAGUGACAUUCAUCAAAUCUGGAAAUGUCUCUGUGACGGUGAAAUCGGGAAAGAACUUCCAGCAGUCCUUCCACGUGGAGGCCACCAACCGACUGGUGCUGCAGCAGCAGCCUCUCCCUGACAUUCCUGGAAACUACACUAUACAAGCAGCUGGCACAGGCUGUGUGUAUGUGCAGUUAUGUGGGGAGCCGUGGCACCUCCAACAUGGUCAUUAUCGAGGUGAAGAUCCUGUCUGGAUUCUACCCCGUCCGGGGCACCAACUAUUUUCUCCAGCAGCAGCCAUUUGUGAAGAGAGUGGAGAUUAGGGCAGAGGAUCUCACCAUCUACCUGGACCAGCUGAAUAAGGAGACUCAGACAUACUCCUUCACCAUGAGCCAAGACAUUCUAGUGAAGGAUCUGAAGCCAGCAGUGGUCAAAGUCU
This is a messenger RNA of Gopherus evgoodei (Goodes thornscrub tortoise), 4119 nucleotides long. It is a transcript of the gene A2ML1, whose product is annotated as alpha-2-macroglobulin like 1. The coding region runs from base 35 to 4003 and encodes 1322 amino acids. The record is from RefSeq and is a predicted model, not a curated record. Lineage: Eukaryota; Metazoa; Chordata; Testudines; Testudinidae. The transcript has 32 exons. Gene Ontology annotation, molecular function: endopeptidase inhibitor activity.